This is a messenger RNA of Sphenostylis stenocarpa, 3894 nucleotides long. Lineage: Eukaryota; Viridiplantae; Streptophyta; Magnoliopsida; Fabales; Fabaceae. The record is from the annotation of a GenBank genome assembly.
AUGGUCGAAACCAGACGUAGUAGCUCCUCCUCUUCCAAGCGCUCUCUCUCUUCGCCCUCUCCCCCCAACAACACCAAAAGAUCCAAGGUUCAAUCUUUACUCCCUUUCACCGCUACCCACCUCUCGCUUUUUAUGCCAAUUCCCCUUUUCCUCAUCUGGGUAUUUCAUUUUAAUCUCAAUUCGAGACGGGUGCCUCGUGUUGAUCAAUUCUCUUUGGUGACGCAGGUGUCCGAGGAUUCCUCAUCCACCACCGUGCCCUCGGUCGCUCCGGUCAACGAAUCUGGACCCGGGAAUGAAUCCGCCGAACCGGAGUUGCGGCCCUCUGAUCUGCCCGAUACGGCGUCGUUGAAGGCCGUCGAUGGGUGUGAUGUGAUGUCACCUGAUAAAUCUCUGUCCACACCCGUUGAAGGGGAGGUUUUGGUGGCCCCCCAGUGUCUAGGUGAAACAGCGGAGAAAUCGAAGGGGGCUGGUGCAGCGGCGGCGGCCGCGGCGGUGUCAACGGGUGGUCGGUCGAAGAAGCGCCCUACAAGAUUGACCCCCAAGGUUGCGUGGGGAAAGCUCCUUUCUCAGUGUUCUCAGAGCAAUGCAUGGCAACUUCGAUCCUUGAAGUUUUCUUCUGUAAAGGGUAGUGAUUUUGGACAAUCAAUGCAGAAUGAGCAACGCGGAGGCUCGUCUGUUGCAUUACUUGAAAUCACAGGGGGUAAAGGUUCUAUUCAAGUUAAUGGCAAAACUCAUCGAAAGAAUGCCCGUUUAAUUUUAAGUGGAGGUGAUGAGGUGGUCUUUGGUUCUUCUGGCAAGCAUGCUUAUAUCUUUCAGCAGCUCACAAAUAAUAAUAUUAGUCCUGCUGGUAUACCUUCAUCCGUGAGUAUUUUAGAAGCCCAGAGUGCUCCUAUAAAUGGAACACAAGUUGAAGCUAGAUCUGGUGACCCUUCUGCUGUUGCUGGAGCAUCAAUAUUGGCCUCUUUAUCUAAUCUUCAUAAAGAUUUAUCUCUCCUUUCGUCUCCUGCAAAAACAGGAAAGAAUGUUGAACAGAACACUGACAUUUCAUCACUACCGUCUGGCAAUGGGGAUGACAUGCCAGAUAGUGAAAUGAAGGAUGACACCAAUAAAGAUGUACCAUCUGGAGUUUUCUCUGCUGAGAAAACUGUUCUUGCAUCCUCUAACACUGUUAAUGAAAAUCCUAGCCUUGACACAACAGAAGUUGACACCAAUGUGGAUGCUGAUGUUGGGAAGGUGACUGCUGCUGCAUAUGAGUUGAGGCCCCUACUGCGCAUGCUUGCUGGCUCAUGUCCUGAACUUGAUUUAAGUUGUGGCAUCACCAAGAUAUUGGAAGAGCGAAGGGAAUUAAGAGAACUCCUUAAAGAUGUUGAUACCCCAACAAUAUUGGCAUCAACCAGGCGGCAAGCAUUCAAGGACAGUUUACAACAGAGAAUUUUCAAACCUGAGAAUAUUGAUGUCUCUUUUGAAACUUUCCCGUAUUAUCUAAGUGAGACAACCAAGAAUGUUUUGAUCACUUCUACAUAUAUUCAUAUGAAAUGCAAUGGAUUUGGAAGAUAUGCUUCAGACCUCCCAUCAGUAUCUCCACGAAUAUUGUUAUCUGGUCCUGCAGGUUCGGAAAUAUAUCAGGAGACUUUGUGCAAGGCACUUGCAAAACAUUUUGGUGCCAGGCUACUGAUUGUGGAUUCUCUUUCACUUCCUGGUGGAGCACCAUCAAAAGAAGUUGAUUCUGCUAAAGAAAGUUCCAGACCUGAAAGACCAUCUGUGUUUGCUAAGAGAAGUUCCCAGACUGCCACAUUACAUCAUAAGAAACCAGCUUCUAGUGUUGAUGCUGAAAUUAUAGGUGGAUCUACGUUAAGUUCUCAGGCAAUGCUGAAGCAAGAGGUUUCCACUGCAUCAUCAAAAGGCACUACUCUUAAAGAGGGUGAUAGGGUAAAAUUUGUUGGGAAUUUUCCUUCUGCCGUCUCAGCACUACCAAAUUAUCCUUCAAGGGGACCAAGCUAUGGCUCCCGGGGUAAAGUUCUGCUAGCUUUUGAAGAUAAUGGGUCUUCAAAAAUUGGGGUUAGGUUUGAUAAAUCAAUUCCAGAUGGCAAUGAUCUUGGAGGCCUUUGUGAAGAGGAUCGAGGGUUCUUUUGUUCAGCAACAUAUAAUUCAUUGAGGAUUUAUACUGCAGCAAAUCAUUUACUACGGGUAGAUGGCUCUGGAGGGGAUGAUACAGACAAAGUUGCAAUAAAUGAUAUUUUUGAGGUUACCUCUAAUCAGAGUAAAAGUGGUCCCCUAGUGUUGUUCAUUAAAGAUAUAGAGAAAGCAAUGGUUGGAAACUAUGAAGUUUUGAAAAUUAAAAUUGAAAGUUUGCCACCAAAUGUUGUGGUAAUUGGCUCUCAUACUAUGCUUGACAAUCGAAAGGAGAAGACCCAACCUGGUGGACUUCUAUUUACAAAGUUUGGGAGUAAUCAGACUGCACUGCUUGAUCUUGCUUUUCCGGAUAACUUUAGUAGACUGCAUGAUCGGAGCAAAGAAACCCCUAAAGUAAUGAAGCAACUUGGUCGCCUUUUCCCAAACAAAGUGACAAUACAGCUACCUCAGGAUGAGGCUUUACUUUCUGAUUGGAAGCAGCAAUUAGAACGUGAUAUUGAAACUAUGAAAGCUCAGUCCAAUACUGUCUGCGUUCGCACAGUUCUCCACAGGAUUGGAUUGGAUUGCCCUGACAUUGAGACUAUUUGCAUCAAAGACCAAACCCUAACAACUGAAAGUGUGGAGAAGAUCAUUGGCUGGGCUAUAAGUUACCAUUUUAUGCAUUCAUCUGAAGCUUCUACCAAAGAUUCUAAGCUUGUUAUAUCUGCAGAAAGCAUUAAUUAUGGGCUCAACAUUCUACAGGGCAUUCAAAAUGAGAAUAAAAACUUGAAAAAAUCACUCAAGGAUGUGGUUACUGAGAAUGAGUUUGAGAAAAAGCUGCUUGCUGAUGUUAUUCCACCAACUGAUAUUGGGGUCACAUUUGAUGAUAUUGGAGCGUUAGAAAAUGUGAAGGACACCUUAAAGGAAUUGGUCAUGCUUCCUCUUCAGAGGCCUGAAUUAUUUUGCAAAGGACAGCUGACAAAGCCUUGCAAGGGAAUAUUGCUUUUUGGUCCCCCCGGCACUGGAAAAACAAUGCUUGCGAAGGCUGUAGCUACUGAGGCUGGAGCAAAUUUCAUUAACAUUUCAAUGUCCAGCAUUACUUCAAAGUGGUUUGGUGAAGGAGAAAAAUAUGUGAAAGCAGUUUUUUCUCUGGCCAGCAAAAUUGCUCCAAGUGUUAUUUUUGUGGACGAGGUUGAUAGUAUGCUAGGGAGACGUGAAAACCCCAGUGAGCAUGAGGCUAUGCGAAAAAUGAAAAAUGAGUUUAUGGUCAAUUGGGAUGGUUUGCGUACAAAAGAUAAAGAGCGUGUACUUGUUCUUGCUGCUACGAACAGGCCUUUUGAUCUUGAUGAGGCUGUUAUUAGGAGGCUUCCUCGACGAUUGAUGGUUAAUUUGCCAGAUGCUCCAAACAGAGAAAAAAUUCUUAGAGUCAUUUUAGCCAAAGAGGAUUUGGCACCUGAUGUUGAUUUUGAAGCAAUGGCUAAUAUGACCGACGGAUACUCUGGGAGUGACUUAAAGGUUGUAUUUCUAUACAUUUUUCACUUUCAUUCUUGGUUUCUGGAGAAGGAGAAGAGCUUAGCGUUAACGGAGAACAAACCUUUACCUGGAUUGUGUAGCAGCUCCGACAUCCGUUCUUUGAAGAUGGAUGAUUUUAGAUAUGCACAUGAGCAGGUGUGUGCGAGCGUGUCAUCAGAGUCAACAAAUAUGAAUGAACUACUCCAAUGGAAUGACCUCUAUGGAGAAGGAGGAUCAAGAAAAAUGAGAUCUCUGAGCUAUUUCAUGUAA